Messenger RNA from Durio zibethinus, 1034 nucleotides. Lineage: Eukaryota; Viridiplantae; Streptophyta; Magnoliopsida; Malvales; Malvaceae. The record is from RefSeq and is a predicted model, not a curated record.
UCUUCAACCAUUUUCUUUUUUUUUCCCCUCUUUUGCAACUGUAUGCUUCUUCUUUCUACUGGUUUAGAUAAAAUUUUUCGCUGGAAGAGAAUGACGAGACAGAAAAUUCAGAUCAAGAAGAUUGACAACACUGCGGCGAGGCAGGUGACUUUCUCUAAGAGGAGAAGAGGCCUUUUCAAGAAAGCUCAAGAGCUUUCCACUCUUUGUGAUGCUGAGAUAGCACUUCUAGUCUUUUCAGCCACCGGAAAGCUCUUUGAAUACUCCAGCACAAGUUCGAGGCAGGUGAUUGAAAGGCGCAAUCUGCAGUCAGAAAGGAUUGACAGAUUGGAUCCCAUUCCAUCUCUUGAGCUGCAGCUUGAGAGUAGCACAUAUGCCAUGUUGAGCAAGGAAAUGGCGGAAAAGACCCAAGAACUGAGACAGCUGAAGGGAGAGGAGCUCCAAGGGUUAAACUUAGAAGAAUUGAAAAACCUAGAGAAAUUACUGGAAGGAAGCCUGAGACGAGUUAUAGAAACAAAGGAUGAGCGAUUUUUUAAAGAAAUCAGCACCCUCAAGAGGAAGGGAGCACAACUGAUGGAAGAAAACCAGCAACUGAAACAGCAAAUGGAGAAUUUACCUCGUAUGGUCCAAGCUGUUGUAGCUCAGCAAGGCCAACCAUCAGAGUCCAUUGCCCAUAUUCACAGCUCUGCAGAUCCUGCUCAAGGCUAUAAUAGCUCUGACAUUUCUCUCAGAUUGGGGUUACCUUUCCCUAACUGAGUGUUGAAAGGCUAGAGAGGAUGAUGUCAAGAAGUGAUCAUCCUCUGGCAUAAUCUCAUCUUUAAAUGCAUGUCUGAGCAGUAAAUAUAGCACCUGGCUCCUAUAUGUAUAAUGUAUUUAUCUUUAUAACCAAUUUAUUAUUGCAACUAAUGGAGUUUAUAUAUUGAGUGGUAAUUUGUUUUUGGAGAAAAUAACAAUAAAACUGGGUUCGCAUGCCUAGUUAAGUGUAUAAAGAUGAGUUAUAAGUACGAAUUAAAGGUAGGGUCGAAGUGUUGGAAAAA